AUGGAGGUGGUGUUAAUAGGGGUGGCAAUUUCGGGCAACGGUCAUGAUGGAGAGGAGGAGACCGCGGUUGUCAAGGUCACAGGAGCUGAAUCAGCGGAGAAUGAUGAUGAUGUGGUGAACAGACCGCUUGAAGUGGUGAAGUGCCAGUGCUGCGAGUUAAUAGAGGAGUGUACCAUUGCGUAUAUUGCUCGUGUUAGGGAGAGGAACGAAGGCUGGUGGAUCUGCGGGCUGUGUGUCGAGGCGGUGAAGGAGGAGAUGAAGAGAUCUGGCUGGAGAAUCAGCAAGGAGGAGGCUCUGGAGCGGCACGCGAGCUUCUGUGAGGAGUCCAGGUCACCGCCAGAGAAGCCGACGGAAGAGCUCAUCUCAGCACUGAAGCAGCUGGUGAUCAGGAGCUUGGUGUCACCAACCAGUGUGAGGUCUAAACCAAGCACUCCGCAGGGCAGAGACGGGUCGGAUCUCACCCGAGCUAAGUUCGUGAGGUCGCAGAGCUGUUUCCCCAGCAUGGAUGCUUGA
This is a messenger RNA of Daucus carota subsp. sativus, 513 nucleotides long. RefSeq lists its product as uncharacterized. The record is from RefSeq and is a predicted model, not a curated record. Bases 1 to 513 code for a protein of 170 amino acids. Lineage: Eukaryota; Viridiplantae; Streptophyta; Magnoliopsida; Apiales; Apiaceae. The transcript has 2 exons.